AUGAGCUCCAACUCGCCGCUGAACGUCCGGAUCGUCUCGGAUUCGGAGGCCUCUCAUGCUGCUAUGCCAGAACUGAACCAGGUAUCACUGAAUGAUCGGCUUUGGAAUCAUCAUAUCAAGCCGCGUGGUGCAGGGCGUACGAAGAAGAAGGAGGACAGCAAGGACUUCAGCGACGUGGACACACUGGUAGACGUUGCUUCGGUCUCGGAUAAGAAGGACAAGGAAUAUGGCACGGCCGAGAAAUCGCGGUUCAGCAGGGUAUGGCGGAAAUAA
Molecule: messenger RNA, 273 nt
Organism: Neoarthrinium moseri
Lineage: Eukaryota; Fungi; Ascomycota; Sordariomycetes; Amphisphaeriales; Apiosporaceae
Exons: 1
Coding region: 1-273 (90 amino acids)
Source: RefSeq, a predicted model, not a curated record